This is a messenger RNA of Cucumis melo (muskmelon), 1577 nucleotides long. RefSeq lists its product as uncharacterized. The transcript has 10 exons. The record is from RefSeq and is a predicted model, not a curated record. Bases 473 to 1354 code for a protein of 293 amino acids. Gene Ontology annotation, cellular component: nucleolus; small-subunit processome; Mpp10 complex. Gene Ontology annotation, biological process: rRNA processing. Gene Ontology annotation, molecular function: snoRNA binding; rRNA primary transcript binding. Lineage: Eukaryota; Viridiplantae; Streptophyta; Magnoliopsida; Cucurbitales; Cucurbitaceae.
AAUUUAAUGAAUGACAUUUUUGUCCAUUUACACCUAAAUUGUCCUAAAACUCUUCCUUUUGAAAGCUUGUCGCAAAAGUCAUUUAAACUUUUUUUUUAACCUAUUUUUUGCAAUUUCCCAAAAUACAAGAAGAGAGUUGUGGUAUUUUGCAAAGAUUUUAGUUCAUUUGGUGGAUUUAAAAAUAGCAAAAAACUGUUUACAUGGUUGCCAAGUUAGCUGAAACUGUCCUUCCCUCAACUAUCGUAAGCCCUUCUUCUUCCCUAAACCCUAUACCCCAGCAGCCACUUGAGCACUGCUCCGCUACCGCACGCUGUGUUCUCAGCUGCCACUGUCUCAGCCUUCCGCCGUCACUAUCUCUCAUACUCUCUCGCUUCCUCCAGCAAUCACAACCACUCAUCUUUGUUCUCUUUUUCUCAGUAACCCGCGCCGUUGUUCAGACUCUCAGUUGGGGUUUGGCUAAUAAUUCAAAGCAAUGUUGCGAAGAAACAUUCGGCUGAGGAGGGAGUAUUUGUACAGAAAGAGUUUAGAAGGCAAGGAGCGUUUGCUAUAUGAGAAAAAGCGGAAGAUUAGAGAAGCCUUAGAAGAGGGAAAACCUUUUCCUACUGAACUCCGAAACGAGGAGGCAGCACUUCGUAAAGAAAUUGAACUUGAGGAUGAACUCACAGCAGUCCCAAGGACACACAUUGAUGAUGAGUAUGCAAAUGCUUCAGAAGUUGAUCCUAAAAUUUUGAUAACUACAUCUCGGGAUCCAAGUGCACCUUUGACACAGUUUGCAAAGGAACUAAAAAUUGUUUUCCCCAAUGCACAAAGAAUGAAUCGUGGUGGUCAGGUGAUCUCAGAGAUCAUAGAGACCUGCCGUGCUCAUGAAUUUACAGAUGUUAUUUUAGUUCAUGAACAUCGUGGUGUGCCAGAUGGUUUAAUUAUCAGCCAUCUUCCAUUUGGUCCAACUGCCUAUUUUGGAUUGCUGAAUGUGGUUACAAGACAUGAAAUUAGGGACAAAAAGGCUAUGGGAACGAUGCCUGAGGCCUAUCCGCACAUAAUUUUGAACAAUUUUACCACGAAGUUGGGUGAAAGGACGGCCAAUAUCUUAAAGCAUCUAUUUCCUGUGCCGAAGCCAGAUACCAAACGUGUGGUUACUUUUGCUAAUCAGUCUGACUAUAUUUCAUUCAGGCAUCAUAUUUAUGAGAAGCAUGGAGGUGCCAAAUCAAUUGAGCUGAAGGAGAUUGGUCCACGGUUUGAAUUGCGACUGUACCAGAUAAAGUUAGGAACUGUGGACCAAACGGAAGCUCAGAAUGAAUGGGUGAUUAGACCAUAUAUGAAAACAACCAAGAAACGUGACUUCCUCGGUGUUUGAAAAACGCAGAUCGUAAUCUAAUACUAAUAUUUGUAUUAAAGUUUAUUAUAUUUUCUUGGGGUGGUUUGGGGGUACCAUAUUUUGUCUUAGAUUAUUUAUAGAUUUUAGUUGAAUUAGAAAGGCAAUUUUGUUUUUGACACAAUGAUCGAAGAGACGGGUAUGAUUCUUUGCAAACUUCAUCAUAGUGUAUGUUGUUCAGAUUGUUAAUGAAUUUUUGUCCAUA